ACUAACAGCACACUUCCUCUCAACCACCUUUCAAAUAACUCUCACCUUAUCCUGCAUCCAAAUAGUAAUUCAGAAUAAUAUGAGUUCAUUCAAUCACCAGCUUAAACCCCAGAAUGGUAAUGAUCAAGAAGAUUUCUUGUUUGCCAUGGAACUCGUCACCGGUACAGUGCUCCCUAUGACCAUGAAAGCCGCCAUCGAGCUUGGCUUGCUAGAGAUCAUGGCAAAAGCUAGCCCAUCUCACCUCUCUUCUUCUGAGAUUGCUUCUCAUUUGCGGUCGAAGAACCAAGAUGCCCCAGUAGUAGUUGACAGGAUCUUACGCCUCCUUGCUUCUCACUCUAUCCUCACAUGUAAACUUGUCACCAACAAAGAUGGACAGGCCCAAAGACUCUAUGGUUUGGCACCAGUUUGCAGAUACUUUGUUCAAAAUGAAGAUGGAGUUUCUCUUGCUCCUUCCAUGCUCAUAGUUCAGGACAAAGCCUCUGUCGAUUGUUGGUACCAUUUAAAAGAUGCCGUGUUGGAGGGAAGCUUGCCAUUUAUGAAGGCACAUAAUGGAAUGCAGGGGUUUGAGUAUGCAGCACAAGAUAGCAGAAUAAACAGUCUCUUCAAUCAAUCGAUGCACAAUCACACUGCUUUAGUCAUGAAGAGAAUUCUUGAAAUUUACAGAGGAUUUGAAGGCUUAAAUGAGCUAAUGGAUGUUGGUGGUGGCUUCGGUUCAAAUCUCAGAUUAAUAGUUUCUAAGUACCCACAAAUUAAGGGUAUUAACUUUGACUUGCCUUAUGUUAUUAAAGAUGCAAUCUCUUCUUCAGGUGUGAAUCACGUUGGUGGUGAUAUGUUCCUUGAAGUUCCAAAAGCAGAAUAUAUUUUCAUGAAGUGGAUACUUCAUGACUGGGGUGAUGAUAAAUGUUUGAAGUUAUUAAAGAACUGUUAUAAUGCUCUACCAGAUUCUGGAAAAGUAAUUAUAGUUGAAUCUAUACUGCCGGAAUUUCCUGAGAAUGAUGUUGUAACUAAAAAUGUUUCAAGACUUGACCUAUGUAUGUUUAAUACAAUUCCUGGAGCGAAGGAGAGGACAAAGCAGGAGUUCCAGGAUUUGGCAACCAGAGCUGGAUUUGCAGUACCGGAUGUUAUAUGUCGUGCUUAUUGCUAUUGGGUGAUUGAGCUCUACAAAAGGAAGUGAUCAAUCUAAUUAGUUAGCUAUAAUUAAUAUUUUCUUAACGUUUCUUCAAGAAGUUAUAUGUUAUUUAAUGACAUCGAUCCUGGGAUAUUUUUAUUUUUCUAUGUUAAUGUCACUUGUCAA
Messenger RNA from Pistacia vera, 1294 nucleotides. RefSeq names its product caffeic acid 3-O-methyltransferase-like. The record is from RefSeq and is a predicted model, not a curated record. Bases 80 to 1174 code for a protein of 364 amino acids. The transcript has 4 exons. Gene Ontology annotation, biological process: methylation. Gene Ontology annotation, molecular function: protein dimerization activity; S-adenosylmethionine-dependent methyltransferase activity; O-methyltransferase activity. Lineage: Eukaryota; Viridiplantae; Streptophyta; Magnoliopsida; Sapindales; Anacardiaceae.